This is a messenger RNA of Frankliniella occidentalis (western flower thrips), 3481 nucleotides long. RefSeq names its product endothelin-converting enzyme 1. The transcript has 19 exons. The record is from RefSeq and is a predicted model, not a curated record. The coding region runs from base 409 to 3075 and encodes 888 amino acids. Gene Ontology annotation, cellular component: plasma membrane. Lineage: Eukaryota; Metazoa; Arthropoda; Insecta; Thysanoptera; Thripidae. Gene Ontology annotation, molecular function: metalloendopeptidase activity. Gene Ontology annotation, biological process: protein processing.
AGUCGUGUUGGAGCCCCGGUCUGGGUAGGCCGCCCGCGCAGCCCGCGCCCCCCCGCGCCGUACGCCCCCCGUAGCCCUCACGUGGUUCUGCUCGGCAACAACAACCCCCCUGCAGCGGCCGCCAAGAUGGCGCUGGUGUGCGGCUCGACCCGGGCAGCGGGCGCCUCGACGGGCUCCUCCGGGCCGUGCAGUCCAGGGGGCCGCCUGGCUGGCCGCGAGUGACCGGGGGCCGAUGGGGGUGACCGACGACGGCGCUGCAGCCCCGGCGGACUCGCUGGCCUGGCCGAGGGCCUGGCCGCCACCACCGCGGCCGCAGCGGCAGCAGCAGCAGCGGCCACCGCGACCGUCGCCACAGCAGUGUCGCCGUCACGGCCUCGACCGCCACUGCCAUCGCCACAGCCCCCGGCGAUGAAGUCAGCGUACGCGCCGUCCUCGUCCGCGGCGGGGGCGGCGGGCGCGGACGAGCACCAGCAGCACGGCGGGCUCGGCGAGGAGGAGGCGGGGGCGGGCGCGCCAGGCGCCCCUCGCGGCGCGGGCGCCUGGCUGUGCUGCAUGCCGUGCGCCUGGCUGCGCGGCCACGCCGGGGUGCACCGCGCCGCCCUCACCUCCGCCACGCUCCUCGUGACCGCGCUGCUCGUCGCCUCCCCGGUCCUCUUCCUCAUCACGUCCAAGCCCCAGGAGCGCAACUUCAACCUGCCGUGCGACGCGCCGGACUCCGACGGCUGCAAGGGCGGCUUCAGAGAGUGCACCAGCGAGAUCUGCCGCCUCAUGGGCAAGAAGAUUGGCUCCAUGCUAAACCACUCGGUGCAGCCGUGCGACGAUUUCUACCAGUUCUCGUGCGGGGACUGGAGCUACUCGAAGGAGAAGGCGUGGAGCCGCAUCCCCUGGAGCUCGUUCAGCAACAUGGCCAAGAGCCAGGAGCGCGCCGCUGCCGCCGCCGCCUCCGCCGCGGCCGCUCCGCUGCCGUGGAUGGAGGAGGACGAGCUCACCCUCGGCCGGCGCUCGCCGCGCCACUCGCCGCCCCCGCCCGCCAGCGGCGUCGCCUCGCUGCAGAGCAGCAUCGAGAGACAAGUGCAGAGACUGCUGGAGAAGGCCUCCGGCACGCGCUUCGACAAGAUAGGCCAGUUCUACGAAGGCUGCCUGAGGGCGGGCGACAAGCGCCUGGCGCUCACCCCUCGUAAGUCAAUGCUCAACCUGCUGGACGAGCUGGGCGGCUACCAGCCGAUGAACGCGACGCCGGACAUCAACAAGCUGCUCGCGUCCAUCGCCACGCUCAACGGCGGCCCCAUGUUCCGGCUGUCGGCCGACCAGGACCUGCAGAACCGCUCCCGCUACGCGCUCUACGUGGACACGCCCAAGCUGCCGUGGAUGGCCACGCACCCGACCUUCUACAGCGAGCACCUGGUGCAGCCCGGGCCGCUGCCGCACCUCCGCGCGCUGCUGCCGCCGCCGCAGCCUGACUUUUACGCCAAUUUAGGCAAUGUCCGUCACCGGCGCCGUAGCGAGGCGGGCAACAGCAGCACAAACAGCAGCUCAAGCAGCAGCAGCAGCAGCGGCGAUACCUUCGCCUUUGCUUACGUCAAGGAGAGGCUGCACGAGAAGCGCUUGUACCGAGUGGACCGCCUGCUCGGCAUCUUCCUACCGUCCAGCCUGUCGCAGAAGGACCGCCGGGCCAUGGCGCAGUCCAUCCUGCACUUCGUCACGUCCCUCGCCAAGGCGAUUCCUCGGGAGAAAAAUCUCCUUUAUACGACCAAAGACCUGUCAUCGUUCAUCGAGAUGAGCUUCACGUUGGACGAGAUGCAGAAAAAGUUUGACUUCCUUGACUGGAAGGGCAUCUUCAUGGACGUGUUUAACGCCACGGAGAUCCAAGACAACCUGACGGUGUACGUACUGCCACCGCAGUACCUCGCCGAAGUGGCAAGACUGCUGCCCCGCUUCCAGCCUAGUGUGGUGCACAACGGGCUGCUCAUGAUCUUCGCUACCGACUCGCUGCUCGAGCUCGUCGACGUGACGGACGCUCCGGACUGGGCCGUCAAGUGCACCCGGGUGACGAUGCAGGUGUUCCCCAAGGCCGUGGGCGCGCUGUACGCCAGCGUGUGGCCGCACGAGGACCUCGAGAACCUCCGGGAGAGCCUGGCCAACCUGCUCGAACUGCUCAAGGACACGACGGUGAAGCGGCUCCAGCACGUGCCCUGGAUGGACGAAGACUCGCGCGCCGCCGCGCUCACCAAGAUGCGCAACCUCAAAGGCCGCUUCCUCGCGCCGCCCAGGUUCUUCAACGAGACGUGGGUCGAGAAGGAGCUCUCCAAGAUCACCGUCGACCCCAACGACUUCUUCGGGAACGUGUUUCGCCGUUUCCGGGAGGGAAGAAUGGACAUGACCAAACUCAGCCAGGCCCCGCCUCCCGUGUCCUGGGCGUAUCCUUUCGUGGCCAACGCCUACUACGACCCAACGUCCAAUGCCGUCGUGGUGCCCUUGGCCAUGGUGUCGCAGCUCUACACGUACGGGAUAGCGCCGCGCUACCUGUGGCUGGCCCAGCUGGGCAACACGCUCGCGCACGAGCUCAUGCACAGCUUCGACAUCAACGGCUGGCACUUCGACGAGCGCGGGGAGGCGGCCAGCUGGAUGACGCCGGCCACCCGGCUCAAGCUCACGGCCAGGAUCCAGUGCCUCGUCAACCAGUACGCCGCCACCUUCUCGCACUCGGUGCGCCUGUUCGGCAGGUCGCACAGCGUGGCGUUCGACUGGAACGUGACCAGCAACGAGAACCUGGCGGACAUCGGGGCGCUGCAGGUAUCGUACGACGCCUGGCUCGACCUCCACAGGGCCAACCCGGACUUUCGACUCCCCUCGGUGGACCUCACGCCGCACCAGCUGUUCUUCGUCGGGGUGGCUCAGAACUACUGCUAUGAAAUUUCCGACGAGUGGUACGUCACCAUGGUCGAAAUCGAUGAGCACACGCCAUUCCGGGAGAGGGUAAACGGCAUGAUGAUGAACUCCGAAGGAUUCGCCGAGGCGUUCAAAUGUCCACCAACGGCGAGUCUUGCCAAAUUUAGAAAGUGUUCGGUUUGGUGAUUCGAGUGUGACCAGUCGACUCGAGCGGCCGCAACAAACAGCAACAAAUUAUUGUGAUGUUAGUUUUUUGAGGUCUCUAUCCGCUGGGGUUGUGACCUUUUAAGACACUUUUGUGAUUGUUUCUUGGUCAUUCUUUUAACAGUGUAAUAACUAAAUGAUCCGGCCGAGCAGUGCAGUGCUUGAAUAUGUUUUGUCAAUAGUAGAACAUUUUUGCAGUGAAUGAGUGGAUGAAUGUUUGAAUGCAGCACGACUCAUUUUGGAGUGCGUGCUUUAACAUGCUCAACAUGAUCUUAUGUACAGUAUAAUUGUUACCGUUUAAAGGUCAAUUGCAGAGAGGUAUUUUGAAAUUAUAAUGAUAAAAACGAAUGUAUAUUAUGGUACUGAAAAGAAAAUAAUCGUACCUGCA